AUGCCUCCACCUGCUACUGUCGAUGACUCCUGGUCGGACUCGGACGAUGGGCUCGAUGCCGACGUCGAGACCGCCGUCCAACUCGGCGUUCCUGACGGGCCCCUCGAGUCGACGGCCGAUAUCGUAGACCCCGCUGUAUCGCGAAUAGGUGGUCAUCCCGCCUUCCUGUCUGCCCCGCCCCCCAUCGAUCUCAGCCACUGCAAGGUGUGCUCCGCUCCGAUGCCACUCGCCAUCCAAAUCUGGUGCCCGCUCGAGGACAGCCCCCACGACCGCGUCCUCUUCGUCUGGGCCUGUCCGGACGGCCCCUGCCAACGUAAGGAGGGAAGCGUCCGAGCCUGGCGCGAGCUCAGGUUCAACGCGACGUACGCAGCCAAGCUCGAGAAAAAAGCGGCGCGGCAGAAGGAAGUGGAAGCCCAAAAGGCAAAAGUCGCCGCCGAGGUCAGCGCGAACCACGCGACGCCCAAGACCAACCCCUUCGCACUCGGGGCCAGUUCUGCUCCGAAUCCCUUCGGACUUGGUUCCGCCGUCUUCGGCAGCCCUGCUCCUGAAGAAGACUCCGAUGCGCCCGGGACAACCUCCGCAUCCGCUGAUGCGUCGAGUGAUGAUGUAAGGGACGACAGCGAGGACGACGACGAAGAUUCAAGCGACAGUGAUAGCGACGACGACAGGCUCGCUGCCACCCUCCAGGCAGCUUCUCUGGACGAUUCUCCGUGGAAGACCGCGCCAGCGUUUCCGCCGCUCUACCUCUCAACAACUUCAGAGUACCUCCCUCCGCCACCCAAAACCAAACAGAUCGCAGACGCGAUGCUUGACACCAACGGAGACGCUGAUUCCAAAAGCAAAGGCGCGAGCGCGUGGGCCCCGGAAGGUUACGAGAACUCCAUGGACGUCGACCAAGCGUUUGAACGGUUCAGCAAACGCGUUUCCUAUGAAGGCGAACAGUGUCUACGGUACGAACUGGGUGGAACCCCAUUGCCGUAUGCGAGCGACAAGGUAUUCAAUGCACUCUUCCCUGUGCCCCCUUCGCCCCCGUUGCCUGUUACGAAACCGGGUUUCAUGAUCACCACCGCUCGAAAACGGAUGUAUGUCCCCGAAACACUGCCGGUGUGCACAAGCUGCAAAUCGCGCCGGGUAUUCGAGUGUCAGUUGAUGCCAAAUCUGAUCAACACGCUCAAGCUGCCUUCAAAGGGGGUUCAAAAGCCCCAGUCUAGCGAGGAACGCCGUGCGGAGGUCCUCAGGGCGCUCAAGGGUGGGGGAGAGGGAAGUGGGAUGGAGUGGGGAACGUGUAUGAUUUUCUCUUGCCAGAAGGAUUGCACUGAUGUCAAGGGCGCGGAUACGUGGCGAGAGGAGCAUGUACUUGUGCAGUGGGAGGAAUGA
Molecule: messenger RNA, 1377 nt
Organism: Epithele typhae
Lineage: Eukaryota; Fungi; Basidiomycota; Agaricomycetes; Polyporales; Epitheliaceae
Product: programmed cell death protein 2
Exons: 5
Coding region: 1-1377 (458 amino acids)
Biological process (GO): maturation of SSU-rRNA
Cellular component (GO): cytoplasm
Source: RefSeq, a predicted model, not a curated record